AUGCAGUCGCUCGUGCGGAAGCUGGCGCUAGCGGCCUCAGCCCUCUUAGCUCUUACAUUGGUAUUCUACCUCGCAGUCGGGCCCACUGGCGAGGGAACGGGACACCACUUGCCAGAAUGGCGAUGGAGCGGCAACUUCUGGAAGGGAGGAAAGAUGCCCUAUGAUUUCCCAAGCGAUGUUGGCUACCCUGGACCCACCCAGAAGGGACCACCCUCACAGCUGGCACAGGAAGAUACUGUCAGUCAGAGCGGGGCAGUGAAGAAGCCAUGGAACCCUUUGCCCUUGGAGAUUGCCCUGCCUGACGCGCAGUCGCAGUACGGUAAUUUUGAGCCAUUCCUUCACAUGGGUCCCCUUACUCCCUAUGCAGCCUCGAGUGGGUUCGGAAUCGACGAUGGCAAAUAUGGGCGGAUGCCUGAUGGUUGUAUCAUCGAGCAGGUCCACUAUCUUAGCAGACAUGGCAGCCGCUACCCUACCUCGGGCUCGCCCGCCAAUCUCAUCCGCGAUCUACUCGGUCAAUCUCCCCGACCCGUCUUCUCUGGCCCGCUCUCCUUCCUCAACGCGUACCGAUACCGCCUUGGCAAGGAGCUACUUGUUCCCGUCGGCCGUCAGCAACUGUACGACGAGGGAGUCUCUGCGAUCAUCUCCUACGGCAACCUCAUCUACGAAGACAUUGCCACUUUCGGCACCCUCUUCGCUCGAGCUGGCUCUCAGCACCGCAUCGUCGAGAGCGCCAGAAAUUGGUUGGCAGGAGCCCUUGGCGUGGGAGGGACCUGGGAGAAUUCGUCGACUCUCGAGAUUCAAAUCGAAGCCGAUGGAUUUAAUACUACACUGGCUCCCAACUUUGCCUGUCCGAAUGCAGGCAAGGCGGGUUGGGAAGUCGGAAAUGCCUGGAAGGAGGAGUGGAUCAACGAUUAUGCAAAGGCUGCUGUCGAAAGGCUGCAGCCAUACGUCAAGGGUGUGACUCUAACGCCCAAGCUCAUCAACGCGUUACAGCAGGUGUGUAGCUACGACACGGUAGCCGGCUUCGAUUCGACCGCUCUCUGCUCUCUCUUCACCAAGGAGGAGUGGCUUGGGUACGAGUACGCGUGGGAUCUCGAGUUCUACGGAGGCUAUGGCUCAGGCUCAAGCGUGGGACCGGCGCAGGGUGUAGGCUGGCUAAAUGAGAUGCUUGCUCGACUUGAGGGCCAAGCCUGGGAUCCUCGUCUCCAGACCAGCGAGAAUUCGACGUUUGACGCCCACCCACGGACAUUCCCAGUGGACCGACGAUUCUACGUCGACUUUACUCACGAUAGCGUCAUCGCCAACGUCCUCGCAGCGCUCGAUCUGCCGGCGUUUGCAAGGGAGCUCCCCGUCCAUCGACCUGAUCCUCAAAGGAUGUAUCGGACCUCGCAGCUCGUACCAUUCGGAGCUCGCCUCAUUGUGGAGAAGCUGCAGUGCCAGGCUUCGAGCCGCUUUCCCGCUGUUACGUCCAACAACGUCACCGAAGGCCGAUUCAUCAGGAUGAAGCUCAACGACGCUCUUCUUCCGCUCGACUCACUGAGCGCCUGCGCGUCCGAGAAGCGUAAAGAUGGAGUCUGCUCCAUGGACGCGUUCCUCAAGAGCUACGAGGGCAGGAUGGAGAGGGUGAAGUGGGAGCGGUGCUUUGAGAAGUGA
Microstroma glucosiphilum is the source of this 1653-nucleotide messenger RNA. Its product is annotated as phosphoglycerate mutase-like protein. NCBI's taxonomy places the organism in Eukaryota, Fungi, Basidiomycota, Exobasidiomycetes, Microstromatales, Microstromataceae. The coding region runs from base 1 to 1653 and encodes 550 amino acids. The record is from RefSeq and is a predicted model, not a curated record. The transcript has 4 exons. Gene Ontology annotation, molecular function: acid phosphatase activity.